This is a messenger RNA of Armigeres subalbatus, 5646 nucleotides long. RefSeq lists its product as uncharacterized. Gene Ontology annotation, molecular function: nucleic acid binding. The coding region runs from base 1 to 5646 and encodes 1881 amino acids. The transcript is spliced from 4 exons. Gene Ontology annotation, biological process: DNA integration. The record is from RefSeq and is a predicted model, not a curated record. Lineage: Eukaryota; Metazoa; Arthropoda; Insecta; Diptera; Culicidae.
AUGUCGCAUUCACCAGAAGGCCACGAUGAACAUAGCAUAGAACAAAGCUGUUUGCUGUGUAGACAACCUGAUACAAGCCAGAUGGUCAGUUGCGAUGAGUGCCAAAGGUGGUACCACUUUGCUUGUGCGGGCGUAACCGAUGCCAUCGCUGAUUACGACUGGAGCUGUCAGAGAUGCCAUGAUGCCAGAAUCUCUGCUCCCGUAACAACCGCAUCCGAUGUCUCACCAGCGCUACCCAUACCAUCGUCUGUAGUGCAAACCGCACAGGGAAGAACAAAUGUACCACCUGUUUCUAAUAGUGGCCUAUUCUCGAACCAAGCAUUGCAACCAUCGUCAUCGAUCAGUGCUUACGACGCAAUGCGUACAUAUACGAGCUUUGUUUCAAUCCCGGUCGUCGACCCGCUAAUGACAACCGCACCAUCAACCAUUCCGGCAACCUCUACAUCAGCUCCUUCCGGACAAGAAUCGCACUCCACACCCGUCUCCUCCACAUCAUUAACCCGCCAGAAUCUUGUCUCGCAGCUGCCAUCAGAGUUAAGGCUCCGGUUUCUAGAAGAAGAGCAAGCACUUGAGAUGAAGCAUCUUCUGCAGCGCUACCAGCUGCUAGUUGACCAAAUACCGAGUUCAAAAGUCAAUUCCAUGCCAUCAGUGUCACACCCUGGUGGAGCGACAAACUCAGCCGCACAGUGUCAUUUAUUUUCGGCUCAUCAACCACGAAUGACAGCUAUUGGCCUACCACCUGCUCCGGUUCUACCAAAUCCGCAAUACCAUUCCUCACCGGUGCUCAAUCCACAAUCGAGGCCAGUCUAUGGCCUGCCAUCCCAUUCCUCACCGGUGCUAAAUCGUCCUAGCAUGGAAUUUCCGCAAACAAAUCCGCUUCAAGCGACGGGAAUCGGUAACGAGACAGCAAUACUGAAUAGGAGCCAAAUAGCCGCUCGACAAGCCGUGUCGAAAGAGCUUCCAGAGUACAAUGGUGACCCAGAGCAUUGGCCAUUGUUUUAUGGUACCUUCGAAAGCACGACACGAAUCUGUGGAUACACCCCGGAGGAAAAUAUGAUGCGGUUACAAAAAUGCUUGAGAGGGAAAGCCCUCGAGGCUUUACUACCGGCGCCCAAGCCAGAUAGACUGGGGACGCUAAUUGACUUUGCUAUAGCCGUCAGGAACAUGGUAGCCACCGUCCACAACUGCAACCUGGAUGAACAUCUCUGCAAUAUUUCGCUCCUCCAAAGUCUCGUAGAUCGUCUACCACCUAUGAUCCGACUGAAUUGGGCAACCUAUCGUCAAGGAUUAUUCCGCGUAACCCUAACGGAAUUCAGUACAUGGUUAUACACCCUCGCCGAAGCGGCUAGUACAGUAACCAUACCGCAAAUACGAAGAUGCUGCGAUAGCGUUGAAGUGUGCAAGCAGUUUCUAACGCUAGAUCAUGCUUCGCGAUGGAAUUCGCUACGUGACCACAAACUAUGCCGCUGUUGUCUGGCCAGGCAUCAAGGACCGUGCAAACUGAACAGAAGUUGUGGUAAAAACGGAUGCGCUUUCAAGCAUCACAAACUAUUGCACAAUGAUGCCAGGGAUCAUCGAGGGUUUGCUGUAAGUGCGACUGGCAACCGGCAAAACAUUACUGAUAGUCCAAUUACCCAAAGUGACGUUGUUCAUACUUGCAAUACUCACCAAGCUGACAGUAAAUCCGUACUGUUUCAGUAUAUUCCAGUUAUAUUACACAACCGCGGAAUAAAAGUUCGUACCUACGCGUUCCUUGACCUUGGUUCUUCCGUAACAUUGCUGGAGGAUAGCCUUGCAUCAAAGCUGCAAUUGAAAGGGCGAGACUAUCCAUUGUGUCUUCGAUGGACUGGUGAUGCUUGCCGCUAUGAAGAUUCAGCUACAAUAGUUGCUUUAGACAUCUCUGGAACACGCAGUGAAACAACCGCAUACCGUCUUACAGAUGUUUUUACAGUCAAGGAACUAAAACUGCCAUGUCAGUCCUUGCCGUUCGCAGAAAUUUCGAAAAAUUAUGAUCAUCUUCAAGGACUACCUGUUGAUUCGUACUCUAAUGUUCGACCACGAAUCCUUAUUGGGAUGAACAAUGCUCGAGUAGCACAUCCUGUGGAGAGCCGAGAGGGCGAAGAACACGAACCGAUGGCAGCGAAAACACGAUUGGGAUGGAUGGUGUUUGGAACAUGUAUUACCAAUGAUCUACAAACCGCGACAAAUGUUCCACAUAGCUUUCAUAUGUGUCAUCACGCAACGGACAACGAUGAACUUAACUCUGCCGUUAAAAACUAUUUUGCGUUGGAAAGCCUUGGUAUCUCGAAACUAGAUAGCUUGCCCAUGUCAACUGAAGAUGAACGUGCUUCAAAGAUGAUGCGUGCGGUGACAAAAUUCGAGAACGGAAGAUACUGCACUGGUUUGCUAUGGAAAUUUGAUGACAUCCAGCUUCCCGAUAGCAGACCCAUGGCAGUGCGACGUCAUCGAUGCCUGUUAAAAAGAAUGCAGCGAGAUCCUGAAUUGGCUUCUACGUUGAAGGCAACGAUGAACAAUUAUUUGCGGAAAGGAUAUGUUCGUAAGCUAUCUAAAGAAGAGCAACAGGAAUCUGAACGCCGUGCUUGGUAUUUGCCAAUGUUCCCUGUUUAUAACCCAAAUAGACCCAAUAAAGUGAGAACCGUUUGGGAUGCUGCAGCGACCGUCGGAGGAACCUCGCUCAACAGUGUACUAAUGAAGGGACCGGAUCAAUUAACACCAUUGACUUCCAUAUUAUAUCGAUUCCGUGAAAAACGUGUAGCUGUGUCUGGAGAUAUUGCCGAAAUGUUUCUCCGCAUCCGAAUGAAUAACGUUGAUCAGCAAUGCCAGCGUAUUCUGUGGAGCGAUCAAGAAGAUGAAACCAGUGAAUACGUUGUUACGGUGAUGACAUUCGGAGCCAAGUGUUCACCAAGCUGUGCUCAGUUUGUCGUAAAAGAGAACGCCGCAAGAUUUCAAUCAGUGUUCCCGGAAGCUGUGGAAGUGAUAAACAAAGGUCACUACGUCGACGAUAUGUUGGUAAGCGUCGACACCGUGGAAGAUGCUGUAAAACUAGCGAAGGACGUCCGUUACAUACACCAACAGGGAGGCUUCACAAUGAGAAACUGGAUUUCUAAUUCAACAAUCGUUACACAAGCACUAGGCGAAACGGAAGCAACGGAGAAAAGGCUGGAUGGAGAUAAGGAUGCAGUUUUAGAGAAGGUCCUAGGUAUGUGGUGGGACACAAGAACAGACGAAUUUCGCUACAAGUUGUCGACCGACCGGAAUAAGCAGCUACUUUCGGACAACAAACACCCCACGAAACGUGACGUCUUACGCGUGCUGAUGUCCGUCUACGAUCCCCUUGGAAUGUUGUCUAACUAUAUGAUACUUCUGAAACUGCUUUUCCAAGAGAUCUGGAGAGAUGGUAUUUCGUGGGACGACGAGAUUGGCACGAAGCAACUGGAAAAGUGGAAAAUCUGGCUGCAGCUUCUUCCCGUAGCAGAAUCUGUUAGAAUACCACGAUGUUAUCAUCUUUCACCAUCGGGAGGUAUAGAACGGCUCGUGGAGCUCCAUACGUUCGUGGACGCGAGUGAACUCGGAUACGCAGCAGUUUCGUAUUUUCGAUUCAUUGAAGAAGAUAACAUUUCAUGCAGCAGUAAUCGGUACCCGUUUAGCAAAGAACAUCGAACAAGGACAUUCAGUGAAGAUCAAGCGGAGGUAUUUUGGACGGAUGCACGGGAUGUGAUGUGCUGGCUUAAAUCAGACCACCGCAAAUAUUCGCAGUUCGUUGCAUUCCGCGUUGGCGAAAUUCUUGAAGCAACAGAUGUAUCGGAGUGGCGAUGGCUAUCAGGAAAAUCUAACGUGGCUGACGAAGGCACGAAGUGGAAUGGUACUUCUUGUUUCCAUGCCGACUCCCGGUGGCUUUCUGGGCCAUCUUUCCUAUCGAAACAGGAAGAAGAAUGGCCAAUAGCAUCUUUCAAUCAGAAAACGGUGGAAGAACUUCGCCCACGCCUACUGUUACACUAUGUCGAAGAAUCCAGAGAUACUUUACAACCUGAAAACUAUUCCAGCUGGAUUCACUUGCAGCGUGUAGCUGCCUACGUUUUGAGAUUCGUCACCAAUAUAAAACGCAAAAGGAACUUUGAACAAAUUUUGCGAGGGCCAUUAACUAGCGGAGAACUACGAGAGGCGGAGAAUUACCUCUACAAACGGGCUCAAUUUGAGUGUUAUGGAGAUGAUAUGAGGACGCUAUCGAAGCAGGAUAUAUCGCCAGGUAAGCCAAUUCUACCCAAGACAAGCCCGUUGUACAAACUUAGUCCUUUUCUUGACGUCACCGGCUUGAUGCGUAUACAUAGCCGUAUAGAUGUGUGCGAUUAUAUUGGGGAAAACACUCCAUUUCCGAUAGUCCUGCCCCGUAGCCAUUCCCUCACUAGGCUAGUGCUGAAAGAUAUUCAUGAAAAAUAUCACCACCAAGGUAACGAGACAUUCGUCAACGAAGCACGUAAAAGGUUUUACAUACCAAAGGUGCGCGUAGAGUGUAACAAAACUCGCAGGUACUGCCAGUAUUGUAAAAACUACCGAGCUAAGCCCAAACCACCGAUGAUGGCCAACUUACCAAAAGAGCGAUUGGCGGCUUACGUCCGUCCAUUUUCAUACGUGGGAGUCGACUACUUCGGACCUUAUCAAGUCACAGUUAGACGACGCCCGGAAAAACGAUGGGGAGUAUUGGUGACGUGCUUGACAACUAGGGCAAUCCAUAUUGAAAUAGCCCAUUCUCUUUCAACCGAUUCGUGCAUAAUGGCCCUUAACAACUGUUUUGCUAGACGUGGAACUCCGAUACAAAUAAUUAGCGAUCGAGGUACAAAUUUUGUAGGGGCUUCAAAAGAGCUCAAGGAAGCUCAAGCACUGAUCGAUAACCAUAAACUAGCAACUGAGUUCACGACACCUACUACGUCAUGGAGAUUCAACCCUCCUGUCUCCCCGCAUAUGGGAGGCACCUGGGAACGUUUGAUUCAGACCAUCAAACGAAAUUUGGCUGUAAUAAAAUUGAGUCACUCGCCUACUGAUGAAGUCCUGAGAAACCUAAUGAUAAAAAUAGAAAAUGUCGUUAACAGCAGACCUCUAACACACGUUCCUGUUGACGACGAAUCUUCGCCGGCCUUAACACCAAAUCAUUUUUUGGUGGGAUCCUCAAAUGGUUCAAAACCUCUUGUUCCUUACAACGACAGUGCUACAGCAAUGCGACACUCUUGGAAAACAUCUGAUAUCCUCGCAAACUACUUCUGGAAGCGUUGGGUGGAAGAAUACACCCCUGAAAUUACAAGGCGCACAAAGUGGUUCAACCCUGUGAAACCAAUUGUCGUUGGGAAUAUUGUCGUAAUCGUUGAUUCCAACCUUCCGAGGAAUUGUUGGCCGAAGGGAAAAGUGAUAGCUACCCGGACUUCGAAGGAUGGUCAAGUAAGAUCAGCGACGGUUCAGACCAUUUCCGGAACCUAUGAGCGACCUGCAGUGAAACUGGCGGUGCUGGACAUCGCAGGAAAGAUGAGUAUGCCGGACCGAGGACCGCCUACUGGGGGGGAGUGUUGCGAACACCCUUAUAAUGUCGAUCAGCACCCUGCACAUACCGCCGAAGUGACAGCCGUCAAUAAGUGA